This is a messenger RNA of Hippocampus comes (tiger tail seahorse), 4821 nucleotides long. RefSeq names its product inactive phospholipase C-like protein 2. Bases 743 to 4276 code for a protein of 1177 amino acids. The transcript has 6 exons. NCBI's taxonomy places the organism in Eukaryota, Metazoa, Chordata, Actinopteri, Syngnathiformes, Syngnathidae. Gene Ontology annotation, molecular function: phosphatidylinositol-4,5-bisphosphate phospholipase C activity. The record is from RefSeq and is a predicted model, not a curated record. Gene Ontology annotation, biological process: phosphatidylinositol-mediated signaling; gamma-aminobutyric acid signaling pathway; regulation of synaptic transmission, GABAergic.
CUUACUCCCUAUUUUUUCCACAGUAGCAUUUGCACUUCUACUGAACUACAGAUUGUCAAAACUCUUAUCAUUGCUGGAUAAAUAAAUAGGUAUUCAUACACAGUACCGACAGCUGCAAAACAUCUACAUAAGUACAAAUACUUAUGUAAAUUUUUCAGGUUCGUACGUCCAUUUCGUUCCCACCACUGGCCAUUUGUCAAACUGUUAAACGGAUGCAGUUCUCAUGGUGCUGCUUCACUUUGCGUGGUGAGCGCGGUUCGCGCGCACGUCGGGCACGAGCGGCACCAUGCCCGCGUCGCGCUCGUGCACGCACAGUCUUGAAUUUGUCCCGCGGAUGCACGCCGGUUGCGUGUGCGCGGGUUUCUCUUCUAUCCGUGUGUCUGUUAGUUUGUGUGUGCACGUGUGUACGUGUGCGUGCUUGUGUUUGCGUGCGCGCGGGUGGGUGGCUGCGAAACCCAACAAGACGGUCCCGGUUCGACACGAGCACAAGUGGAGUAGGAGCGCAGCUCUUCGGGACCAGAACCUGGUUUGGAACCCCCCCACCCCCCGCCCGGACCGCUUCCGAGCUGCGGGCCAGUCGCCGGGAAGGGGCGGAGGAGAAGAAGUGAGGGGCACCGGCCGGCCGGCUCCCUGUUUCGGGCACCGCGCGAAGUCCGAAUCGCCUUUUUUGUGCGGGUUAAAAACCAAAAUGGGCUGCUGCCGCGACACCGCGGAGGUGCUGCUGCUUCUGCUUUUCUGAACCAUGGCGGGGCUCCACGCUUCUUCGGAUCCGUCGGGACAUUUUCUGGACUUGAGCCGGCCGACGCAAGCCUCCGGCGGCGGCGGAGGUGGCGGCACCCGGCCCUACUUAGAGGUGUCUGCCGGCUCUGCUCGGGGCUUCGGAGCCGAGGGAGUGUACAGCAAUGGCCGGUAUCGGGAGCUGAGCAGCCCGACGGUGGGCAGUCGUAGCCGAGAUCCGUCCACGGAGAGGAGCCAGGGAGGAGCCAACACACCUUGCGGCAUCAUGAAGGACGGGUCCAAACAGAGGCAAGUGAGGAAAAAGACCGUCUCCUUCAGCUCCAUGCCGAGUGACCGCAAGAUCAACAGCACAGCGGCAUGCAUGGCUUUCAUGAUGGAGGGCUGCGAGAUGAAGAAGGUCCGCUCCAACUCCCGCAUGUACAACAGAUACUUUCUGCUGGAUCCGGACAUGCACUGGCUCCGCUGGGAGCCCUCCAAAAAGGACUCCGAGAAGGCAAAGCUCGAGAUCAAGAGCAUUAAGGAGGUCCGAUUGGGGAAGAAGACUCCGGUCCUUCGCAGCAAUGGUCUCUCUGAUCAGUUCCCAGAUGAAUGUGCCUUCUCGAUCAUCUAUGGGGACAACUAUGAGUCACUGGAUUUGGUUGCUAGUACGGCGGAUGUGGUCAGCACCUGGGUGAUGGGCCUGCGGUAUCUGGUGUCUUACGGCCGACACACCGUCGACAUGGUAGAGCCCAGCCAACCAAGUGUAAGGACAUCUUGGAUUAGCUCAGUCUUUGAGCUGGCGGACAUGGAAAAGGAUGGACACAUUGACCUUUUCAGGGCCACUCAAAUUAUCAAGGGCCUCAACCCCGGAAUGAAAGAGGCAAUGAUAGAACUUAAGUUCAAAGAACUCCAGAAAGCUAAAGACCAAUACGGUGAGGCAAUUAACAUGGACACAUUUGUGGAGGCCUACUGUGAGCUCUGUACACGUCCGGAAAUUUUCUUCUUGCUGAUGCAGUUCUCCAGUAACAAGGAGUACUUGGACUGUAAAGACCUCAUGUUAUUCGUGGAGGUGGAGCAGGGUGUAGAAGGUGUAACUGAGGACAUGUGCAGGGAUAUGGUUCUAAAAUACGAGCCAUCGGCCGAAGGCAGGGACCGGAUUUACCUCUCCAUUGAUGGUUUUACUCAUUACCUCCUCUCCUCUGAGUGCCACAUCUUUGACCCGCAGCACAAACGUGUUUGCCAGGAUAUGACUCAGCCCCUGUCCCACUACUACAUCAACUCUUCACAUAAUGCCUCUCUUCUGGAAGACCACUUCUGGGGUUCAUCCGACAUCAGUAAUUACAUUCGCGUUCUGAGGAUGGGUUGUCGCAGCAUCGAGGUCAUCGUCUGGGACGGCCCUGAUAACGAACCGGUGGUGUACGUUGGCAGCUCUGUGGCCUCACAGUUAGCGUUCUCCAAGGUCUUAGAUAUCAUCAACCAAUAUGCUUUUGAGAGCUCCGAGUAUCCGCUGAUCCUCUGUUUAGUCGCUCAUUGCUCCAUCCCUCAGCAGAGGGUUAUGGCCCAACACAUGAAAAAGAUUCUUGGGGACAAACUUUAUGUGGAUUCCCCCAACAAAGAAGAACACUACCUACCCUCUCCCGAGAAACUCAAAGGUAAAAUCCUUCUCAAGGGCAAAAGGCUAGAGCCCAGCUGCAUGGAGUCGGAGGGUGAUGUGACAGAGGAGGAAGAGGGUCUAGAAAUGUCCAGACGAGUUGGAGUCGAUGACAGGGACCAGCUAAACGGCUUGGGUUGCAAAAGACUCCGUCUGUGCCAGGAGCUCUCGGAGCUUGUGUCUCUCUGUAAAUCGGUACAGUUCAGGGACUUUGACACGUCAAAAAGGGACCAAAAAUACUGGGAGAUUUGCUCCUUCAACGAAGUUGACGCCAACAGGUUCGCCAAUGAGUUUCCAGAGGAAUUUGUGUGCUACAACAAGCGCUUUCUCUCCAGAGUGUACCCCACCCCGAUGAGGAUCGAUGCCAGUAACAUGAACCCUCAAGAUUUCUGGAAGUGUGGCUGCCAGAUUGUGGCCAUGAACUACCAGACACCUGGCCUGAUGAUGGACCUCAACCUUGGCUGGUUCCGACAAAAUGGCAACUGCGGUUACGUGUUGCGACCAGCCAUCAUGAGGGAGGAGGUGUCCUAUUUCAGUGCCAAUGCUCGGGAUUCCCUGCCAGGGGUUUCCGCCCAGCUCCUUCAUAUAAAGGUCAUCAGCGGGCAGAACCUCCCCAAACCUCGUGGCUCCGCGGCUAAGGGCGAUGUGGUCGAACCGUACAUAUACGUGGAGAUUCACGGCAUCCCGGCUGAUUGCGCAGAACAACGAACCAAAACCGUGUCCCAAAAUGGCGACAACCCCAUUUUUGAUGAGAGUUUUGAAUUCCAGAUCAACUUGCCCGAAUUAGCCGUCCUCCGCUUUGUGGUGCUGGAUGAUGACUACAUUGGAGAUGAGUUCAUUGGCCAGUACACCAUCCCGUUUGAGUGCCUGCAGCCCGGCUACAGACAUGUCCCGCUACAGUCUCUGACAGGGGAGUUCUUACCCAACACCACCCUGUUUGUCCACGUGGCCAUCACAAACAGACGGGGAGGAGGAAAGGCCCAUAAGAGGGGAAUUUCAGUCCGAAAAGGUCGGAAGGCCCGAGAAUACACCACCACCAAGACGACAGGGAUCAAAGUGGUGGACGAACUCUUCAGGGCGUCAACCCAACCUCUUCGGGAGGCCACAGACCUCAGAGAAAAUGUACAGAACGCCGUGGUGUCCUUCAAGGAGCUCUGCGGGCUGACGCCGGCCGCCAACAUGAAGCAGUGCAUCUUGACCGUGUCCACCUGGCUGAUGAACAGCGAGCGCUCUCUGCGGGUGACCGUGGACCUGAGCGAGACCUACCCCACCAUGGAGGCCCAGGGUCUGGUUCCCGAGCUGCUGCGCAAGGUGCUCAACGCUUACGACAUGAUGAUCCAGACCAGCAGAACACUGAUCGAGUCGGCUGAUGUGGUCUACGCCAAACUUGUGCAAGCACAGCGUGCAGGUCUGGACUUCCACGAGGACCUGCAUCGCAUCGGAGCAAAGGAGGGCCUGAAGGGUCGAAAACUUCAGAAAGCCAUGGAGAGCUACGCGUGGAACAUCACCGUGCUCAAGGGCCAGGCGGACCUGUUGAAGCACGCCAAGAGUGAGGCACUGGACAUCCUACGUCAGAUCCACUGUGCGGCUCAGUCCUGUGGCCUCAGUAAGAACGGCGCGUCCUCCCCUCAGCUGCAGCAUCAUCCGCCUUAUCUCCACCAACACCAGACGCUGCCUCAGGCCAAGGCCUCGCCCCAGCCCCCGCUGCCGUCCCCCUCGCAAACCCAACCCUGGAUUGGACCUCAUUCCCCACACCCACUGCUUCAAACUGUUCCCAAACCACCCCCUUACACCCCGCCACCAGCCUUGCCACCACAUUUCCAGUUUCAGCAGCAAAGGGCAGCAGGACCUUUGGACUCCAUCAUGGAGAAGGAAACAUUCUGCGACGAUCCGGCGGGACCCUGCUGACCCACGGCCUGCGCCCACGGAGACGAGCACCCGAGAGCGAGUGAAAAAGAUGAAGGGAAAUGUCUGGAAGCAAUGCAGGAAGUCACGAGCGGUAAAAAAACGGAGAUUGAGGAUCGUGUCAACCAGAUGAUGAUGAUGAUGAUGAGGACGGGUAGGAGGAAGACCGGUUGCGUUAGAAGCGAGACACGAGUGUGAAGGUCAGACUUGAGAGAGCAGAAGAAGAUGUAAAUGUGCUUUUCACUGUCGAAAUCCACUCAUUUGAUUAAGUUUUCUACCCUGUUUGAGAUCAUGUUCACAGAGACGUGUCUCAAUACCCAAAUUUUUGUUGACUCCUUCAAAGGAGAAUGUAGAAAAUCACAGUAAGUAAGUGGAACACAACCCGAUCGAAGAAUUGAUGUGGUGAAUGAAUUUUCCCCUUUGGAAAUAAUCCAAGAUAGUCGUCCUAUACCCAUGAGCCCUGAGGCACUCCGUUACACUGAUUUUGCACAGUAACCGAAGCCAAUGACAGCAAUGUUUUUUUUUUCUUUUAAAAUGUGAGGGACCUC